Molecule: messenger RNA, 348 nt
Organism: Penicillium chermesinum
Lineage: Eukaryota; Fungi; Ascomycota; Eurotiomycetes; Eurotiales; Aspergillaceae
Exons: 1
Coding region: 1-348 (115 amino acids)
Source: RefSeq, a predicted model, not a curated record
AUGAUAUUCGGUCUGCUAUGCCUUAAUACGAACAUUGGCAUUGAUCAUGGUCUUCAAGUCAGAAACGCUGUUCCCGCCCUGUACUCGAAGGUUGAGAGGAGUCAGGUAGGAGUAUUGAGGUGCCAAGCGGCCGUCGACGAUGAGAAUCUCAACACCGAUGCGAAAUGUCAGGUGAAUGGAUAUCGCAGAGAAGUGCUCGGUGUGGGAGGCGACUUAUCCGCUGCCUUGCAUAUAUGUUCUUGUUGCUCAACCCGUAUCUGUCUCUCGCUUCCGAGCGCCGAAAUGAUAGAUAUUAACGACAUGGCCAUCCAGUGGUCACGACAUCGUGCAAGGGACUUCGUCACUUGA